Molecule: messenger RNA, 459 nt
Organism: Periophthalmus magnuspinnatus
Lineage: Eukaryota; Metazoa; Chordata; Actinopteri; Gobiiformes; Gobiidae
Exons: 2
Coding region: 1-459 (152 amino acids)
Source: RefSeq, a predicted model, not a curated record
AUGUCGGAAACACUUGGUGUACCAGUGAAUAACCUGAAGGUUCAUUUCAAAGAAGAAGAUGGGACAGUGUUUUUUGAGAGCUACGUCCCCCCAUCUCGAGAUGCCAUUCACAUGCCCACAUAUGUCCUGUACCUGCUCAUCGCUGUGUUUAUUGUGCUGUCUGUCCUUUAUGCCAUCAUUGGACACCUCAUUAAAGACCUCAUUCAUGACUGUGCAGAUUGUUUGUUUGGGGCUCAACCUGAGGAGAUUGAGGUAAACUACUGUGAAGCUAAAGAUAAGUUUAUGGCAGACUGGUGUCCAGAGACAUCACCUGAGCUGGAGGCGAUGGCCAGGGCUGAGGAGAAGAAUUCCUUUGACAAAGAUUUCAUCAGAGCUCCAGCCAUCUGGAUCAUCUCAGAUGUGGUAGAGGCACGGUCAAGCAGAAGUUCCCCUCGGGUGGUGUUUGGAAAGAGGACCUAA